AUGAAAUUCGUCAAUCGCAUUUGGAACUUACCGAAACUUGCUCACAUAACUCUAAAUAUUAUACCAGAAUAUAAAUGUUGUUUUCCUGCGCCAACCGCCAUUUCGCCGAAUGUCGAACAUCUUUUUGUUACUGGCGUUUAUUUCGCAAGUACGCAAAUGGACGAUCUCUUUCGAAGUACUCCUCGACUUCGAUCAUUAUUAGUCGAAAUGACAUGUGAAAACUCGAUAAAACCCUAUUCGGUUGUUCUUCCAUCAUUAAAUCAUUUACAUAUCACCAUUCAUUCAGGCGAAAAAAACGCAAUAAAAAAACUCCUAGGAAAUUUGCCUAAUUUAAAUACAUUAAAAAUUGAAAUGUUCAAUUUUUGUUUGAAUGGCAACGAUUGGGAAACAAUCAUCACCAAACGUUUAUUGAAACUAAAACAAUUUGCAUUUAAAAUAGAAGAUGAUUUUUCGGCUGGUAGCAUUAUAAAUACUGAGAUGGCUCAGCUUCUUGAAACUUUUCGAUCUCAAUUCUGGAUUGAUACGCAUCAAUGGUUUGUUCAAUUUGAUCUAUUCGAAACAGAUGAGUAUUCUUUGUAUACAUUACCCUAUGCGUUCGAAGAUUUUUCUCGAUUACCAAUAUUAUCGAAAUCAACUUGUCCGGAUGAUUAUAAAUAUUUUCAUGCAUACGAUCGUGUAACUAAUUUGUCGAGUCCAUUAUUAUCGCACGGAAACAAAAGUCAAUUUCAUUUUCAUAAUCUCCAUCAACUUUCUAUUAAAUGUCCUAUAUACCAAUCCGGUUGGUCGUUUAUUUCCAAUCUAAACUAUCUACAUACAUUAAGUCUCUAUUGGUAUGACGGUGGAAAAUCGGUUUGUUCUCUAUUACAAUCGAUUAUUGAUCGAGCACCAAAAUUAAAGUCUCUUCGUUUACUAAAGUCACCAUCGGCUAUAUCACAAAUGAUCUCAUUUCGAUAUAAAAGCAGCUCAAUACGUCAAUUGGAUCUUCAGCCAUUAGGCGAUUGGUAUGAUAAACAAGAAUGUGAAAUAUUGAAACGUUCACCACUUGGAAUGCAAUGUGAAACGCUUUGCAUUCGUGUAGAAAAUCGAGCAUGCAUAUUUGAUAUCGUUGAUACGAUGACAAAUUUACGUUCACUCAAUGUUCGAUCUCGUGAUGAUACGUGGAAGGAAAAUGUGACAUCAGACGACGAUGAAUUACUGCUUUGGCUAAAAAAAUGCCUGCCAUCGACAUGUACGAUAACUAGAGAUACUCUUUCACAAUCAAGACAUAUUCGUUUGUGGAUUCGUUAA
Messenger RNA from Rotaria socialis, 1287 nucleotides. The record is from the annotation of a GenBank genome assembly. Lineage: Eukaryota; Metazoa; Rotifera; Eurotatoria; Philodinida; Philodinidae.